Molecule: messenger RNA, 3009 nt
Organism: Chlamydomonas reinhardtii
Lineage: Eukaryota; Viridiplantae; Chlorophyta; Chlorophyceae; Chlamydomonadales; Chlamydomonadaceae
Exons: 8
Coding region: 98-940 (280 amino acids)
Biological process (GO): intracellular signal transduction; protein phosphorylation
Molecular function (GO): protein serine/threonine kinase activity; ATP binding
Source: RefSeq, a predicted model, not a curated record
ACACCCAAGCUGGUGCUAUGAGCACAAGGAACGUGUGGUUCGUGAAAUAGAGCACCUAUGCGUGCUGAGCGUUUGGAGGCACCCGUUCAUUGUGCGGAUGCUGGACGUGGACCUGCUGCCCGGGGGCCUGGCGCUAAUAAUGGAGUACCAGGAGGGAGUCCAAACGCUGGACAAGCUCCAGGAAACGCACGGCGGGCGGCUGCCGCAGUCGGUGGCUCGGGAGCUGUUCCUGCAGCUCAUGAUCGCCAUCGAGUUCUGCCACCGCAUCGGCCUGUCCAACCGGGACUGCAAGAUCACCGACCUGCUUGUGCGGGUGUGUCCGGCCAGUGGCGACGUGCGGCUGCAGCUGGCGGACUUCAGCUUCGCCAAGGACGCCGACAAGGACGAGGACAGCAACCCCAUGGCGCAGCACGGCUCGGCGCUGUUUGCGGCGCCAGAGGUGAUCACCGCCAGCCACGCGGCGCGCUACUCGGGCCCCAAGGCCGACAUCUGGUCCUGCGGCGUGGUGCUGUGCACGCUGCUGUUCGGCUGCCACCCGCACCUGGCGGCGGCGGACCUGGACGCCGCGCCCGGCGACCAGAUCCUGCUCAUCCUGCAGAACGCCGUGGCGGGCCGCAUCAUGGUGCCGCGCGAGGAGGCGGCGGCGCAGCCCGAGGCCGCCGCGCUGAUGUCCGCCAUGCUCACCGUGGACCCCGCCGCGCGCCCCGACGCCACCGCCGUGCUCAGCCACCCCUGGCUGCGCGCCGGGCUGGGCGGCAGCGGCUCCAGCCCCGAGCUGGCCGAGCUCAACAGCGGCCUGCUGGGGGACGGCCGGCUGCGGGCGGAGGCGGCGGCGCGCGGGGCGGAGGUGCGGGCGCGCGUGGCGGGGCUGCUUGACUCGCUGCUGGGCGGCGCGGGCCGGGGCAGGGGGGCGGGGGCGGCAGCGGCGGCGCGGACGUGAGGCGGGGUGGGAUGGAGGGAUGUGAGGUGUGGAGGGGCGGGGUGGAGCUGACCCGAGCUGGACGGACAGAGCCAGGCCAGUAGGCGGCAUGGGCUCGUAAUCCUCCCAGUGGGCCCAUGGGCUCAUGGUGUGCGGCAUGGGCGUGGAGUUGGACACUGCAGGUGUAGCGAUGGUGGAUGAGCCGGGUCCUUGAAUGGUCUUUGAAGGAGGGGCCACCGAUGGCUGCGUCGCGCGGCCACCCCUUGCAGAGCUGACCGGGCGCCGCCCUGGUAACGCAGGGGCGCGCCCGUGGAGUGCGGCCCUCGUGCUGCAUUGACUAGCGCAAACUCAAUCAUUGUUUCGGAAUUAAACCUCGAAGUCACAUGGUGAUUGGCUUGAGAUGCCAUUUUGUGUUCACUGUCCACUGAAUUACAACUGAUACGGCUGUGUCUAGGGAAGGAGGUGCGGGCAUGCCCUUGUGAUGAGCUGCACGUAGGGUCUGUUGCAUUGUGCCCUUGUCAUCGGUGUCGCCUUGACAAACCUCAUACUAUAGUCGGGUACUGCCGAACAUUUUAGUACCUGAAGGUGUGGUGGGCGCCGUCUAGGCGUUUGGGAAGUGACGGUGGUCGGUUGCUACUGCUGAAGCGGAUGAAAAGGGGCGCAGGCCGGGCUGAGCGCAAGUGCGGGCAUUGGUGCUGGUUUGACAGCGGGCUUGCUUGGUACUGCCUAAAAAUGCUGCGUAUUCUGCGCAAAUGAGCGGCCGAUGCAAAGGCGCAGCUCAGAACUACAUCGGAAGCAAAUUUGAUAUACAUCAGGAGGAGCGGGAGGUUGGGACCAGAGCUGCUGCAUAUGGGAUGAGGCGCGGGCCGUGGUGGCGGAGGUACCCAGCAGUGAGCCAGCACGUGGGUCACCGCACCGCAGUGGGUAGUGUGGGGCAGUGCAAGAGGUGGACUGAGCGCAUUGAUAAAUGGCGCACAUUAUGGCGCCCUGAAAAGCAUCCGCAGGCCGCAGCGGCCAGGCUUCUUUAACCGUUGGCUGUCGGUACGCAUGUUUGAUCGUGUUCAUUUGCAUGGCGGCGCUGGUGGUUGGGUGUGGGACGACACUACAGGCCAAAGCGCUGCAGGCUCAGUGUCGCUGUGAUGGGAGUACUGUACCGAAUCUUCGAAUCUCGAAAAGGGAGAUGUUGUAGACCUGGCGGCUAUAUGUGGUACACGGACUCGGGCACUUUGUGGUGGUUGCGUGAUGUGUGUGGGGGUUUCUUUUCACCUAUCUCAGCGCGGAAGGGAAGCAACGACAUUGGUUUGGUCUGCUAGCCAAGUAACGGCCAUGGCACAAAGGCUGAGUUCGGAGGUCCGGUGUGGCGAGAGGGAAAGCAGGCAGCUCACGGGUGGCCCUGACACACUUGCGCAUAAAGAGGCAGAGCAGUUGCAUGCGGGCCGGGCAGGGCCGCGGUGUGGGCCAGAUUGCGAGGGGGAGGAAAAUGGUAGCAACGAGUAGCGAUUGCCAGGUUGUGUGUUGGGGGGUCCAACACCUGGGCCUGGGCAUGGGAGGGGGGCAGUGUGGCAAGAUGAUGAGUGGAACGCACGACACGCAGCGGACAUUUUGGAGACUCGACUGUCGGCAGGAUGAGGGACGGGGGCGGCGCCUGUUGCAAGCGUGUGAGGGAGUUCCUCAGAUUACGGUUACAGGGCGAGGCAUGAGUGGGAGAGAUGGUACUUCAAUGCCAACUGCCGCAACGAACGUGCAUGGGCUCGUAAGUCUGUAGAAUAGUGCAGUAUGCGCCGCAUGUUUGUGAGGCUACAAGAGGGGGUGUUUUGGGUAUGAAAGGUACGUAUGUUUCGGACUGGAGUGGUUUCGGACGUUUGGCUCCUUCGAUUACAACAUGACGCGGGAGACGCCAUGAUGGCAAGCGUGUGGUGUUGGCGCUUGACUCCUUGAGGACACACGGCAUGCAGCCAUAGCACGACGCGACGUGGCAAUGCAGCCGUGCGGGAGGGAACGGAAGAGCGUGGGGGAAACGGAAGAAGGCGCUGUGAAAGAGGGGAGCGGUAAUAACCCCGUGUAGUGUGCACGUCUCUCAGUCUGUUCUC